Molecule: messenger RNA, 1255 nt
Organism: Ylistrum balloti
Lineage: Eukaryota; Metazoa; Mollusca; Bivalvia; Pectinida; Pectinidae
Product: purine nucleoside phosphorylase LACC1-like
Exons: 1
Coding region: 1-1221 (406 amino acids)
Molecular function (GO): copper ion binding
Source: RefSeq, a predicted model, not a curated record
AUGGCUGCAACUGGAAACGCGUACGUGUUGGAUCUUUGGACAACAGAUCCACAACAUUACAGUAAUGUAGUGGAGAGAUUUUUCAGUCUGCCUUCGAUGGAAAACAGCAGUGUACUGUUACUGGCAAACAACUCCUCAACUCAACUAGAUACCGUGAAGGUAGCUUUGGACAAACAAGGCUAUCACAGAGUAAUCAAGUUUCAAAAUAAAGAUAAGAUUUCAGUGUUUUACGAUGCGAAAGUUCAUUUGGACAAGCACGGAAUAUCGGUCAUUUCUGUGUUGUGUUCUAACAGGCAUGAACAGUACUGGCGCGUGCUGCUGAAAUGUUUCUUUACAGGUGUUUAUGAAUGGAAUAUUGUUCCAGUUGAUCAACAGGAAGCGGAAGUCAUCACAGAAGAAAAGAUAACACAGGAUAUCAGCUACUUCUUUGGCUCUGUGUUGCCAGCUUUUGGUGACAUCAACACGUUGAAGUCACCUGUUAUUCCAUCGGAUUUGUUCUACCAUGGAUUUACUUGCCGAACUGGUGGACUGUCGCCUCUUCCUGGAAUGAAAUCUUUAAAUCUGACAUUUUCUCUUUCUAAACGCGACCCAAAGGCUUUAGUGACCGAAAAUCGUAAAAAACUGGCAAACCAUAUUGGCUUUGAUCCAGAAGAGUUUCGUUUAGCGAGGACCGUGCACGGAAACCGUAUCCAUGUGGUUGGUGAAGAGGAACCCGAGAGUUAUGACGGAAUUACGACAAAUCGUCAGUCUGUUACUGUAGCCGCUCCCGGCGCAGACUGUGUUACCAUGAUUUUUGCCGAUCCUGUCAAAAGGGCAUGUGCAGCGCUUCAUUCCGGGUGGAUGGGCACUGUGAAACGCGCGUGUGUAGAAGUACUCCACAAAAUGUCUUCAGCAUUUGGAUCUGAUCCAAGUGAAAUCAUUGUUGCUAUGGGUCCUUCCAUUGGCCAGUGCUGCUUCGAAUUUGAUGCAAACCAAACUGGCCAGUUUAAGGACAUAGUUGAAGAGUCCGUUGUGAUUAAGGGUGAUGGAACGAAAGCUUUUAUAAACUUGCAGUUGUGUAAUCGGGUCCUUCUGGAACAGAAUGGCGUAAAGCCCACCAACAUUGAUGAUUAUUCUUGUACAAAAUGCACCAGUUGUAACCGUGAGUUGUUUUUCUCGUACCGACGUGAUGGCAAGCCAUUCGGAAAUCAAGUGGGGUUCAUUGGUAUGAAUAUGUGCUAGCCAAUGAUACGAACGUGACAUCAAUACACAGUGA